This is a messenger RNA of Ilyonectria robusta, 807 nucleotides long. RefSeq lists its product as uncharacterized. The transcript has a single exon. Bases 1 to 807 code for a protein of 268 amino acids. The record is from RefSeq and is a predicted model, not a curated record. NCBI's taxonomy places the organism in Eukaryota, Fungi, Ascomycota, Sordariomycetes, Hypocreales, Nectriaceae.
AUGUCUUUGACUAGCCCCAUAAAGAAAUUUCUGGACUCGGUUCCUGACCUCGCACUGAAACAGCAGCAGCUGUCUCAGUCAUCGGAUUUCGCUGCGGCUCGAGAAUCUAUUCGAGAUACGAUUCACCCUGUGGUAAAAUCACUCCUGGCCCAACAAGAACCAGGCGACGACGACAGUUGGAUCUCAGAGCUGACCGGUUUCAAUGAUGCUGGAGACGAUGUCCAGUUUGUCACGAACUUUCUCGCUGACUACGUCACUGAGAAGCCCUGGAUCAUUUCAGAGGCCCUACUUCGCUGUGGCGCUAAUCUGGAAAGGGCUGCACAUGAUAAGAACACCAAGCUGCAGAAUAGAAGCUUCUGUGGAUUGCAUGAUCAUUCAGGAUGUGAGAAUCUGCUCCAGCUGCUCAGAUGCCAUGAUGGUCAGGGUACUUUCCCCAAGACUCUCGGUCCGAGUCGAACACACAGCUUCAUGCUGCCAGAUAUCUGGUCGGAACGCAACGAGUUGGACGACUUAAAUGAUGGAUUGAGUAGAAAUCUUUCGUUUUACAUCGACUCGUUGCUUGGGCUUGCUGGAUUUAUUCCUCCGCCUCAACUCAAUACUGGCUUUCGAAGAUUGACCGAGACAUCUGUCCCGAAGUUCGAUGAGAACUACCACCUGCAAGAGUUCCGUACGCACGUAUCUAUCGAAAACAAAACCGCCUCGUUGCUUGAUGCCCAGGUUUCGUUUCUCUGUUCCAAAGAGCCUGAAUUGAAGGCUAUUGGUCAGCGCAAUGGCUGGAUUGGAACAUCUCUCUUACCUGGAAUCUAA